This is a messenger RNA of Myxocyprinus asiaticus (Chinese sucker), 6128 nucleotides long. It is a transcript of the gene quoa, whose product is annotated as pleckstrin homology domain-containing family G member 4B. Lineage: Eukaryota; Metazoa; Chordata; Actinopteri; Cypriniformes; Catostomidae. Bases 79 to 5223 code for a protein of 1714 amino acids. Gene Ontology annotation, molecular function: guanyl-nucleotide exchange factor activity. The transcript is spliced from 24 exons. The record is from RefSeq and is a predicted model, not a curated record.
GAAAGAUUUUCUUUUGAAAUGGACUACAGAGAUCGUGACAUCGAAGUUUAACUGGAAAACUGUUGUCCUCUGGUCAAAAUGAAUCCAGACUCCCUUGAUGCAUCCAUCCAGAGCUGUCUGUGUGUCCUCUACCCGCCAUUUGAGGUCACUGCCCCGAUUGUCCUCAGCCAGCUCUUCCAGGUCAUUGAUGGUCAUUACCACGGAGACGCCCUCCGGUGUCUGACCGACUUCCUCAUACCUGCCAGAUGUCUUCUGGAGAGCGUGCAGCAGACAGCCUGUGCUCCGUACUCCAAGAAGGUGUUCUGCUGUUCUGGCUGGCCUUUGUGUUUACACAAUCGUAUUGUGGUCCAGCUUGCUACUAUUAACCCUCUGCUGCUCAGACCAGGAGACUUCUACCUGCAGGUUGUACCUUUUGGGAACCAGGCCACCCAUAUCGUGGUCCAGAGCCUUCUUGACGAGGGGGAACGUGAACUAGAGGAGCAACCAAUAUCGGAGACUUCCUACGCCAGUAUCUUCACCGAGAACUGGCUCAGGGACCUCAAUGCAGGACGACAUGGAACACCUCUCACACGUUGCGUCCUCAAAACAGAGCAGGGUGUAGUCAAGGUUCCCUGGGAAGAAGUGGCCAACCCUGAAUUUGUAGAGAAGCAUCAGAGUAUGGCCUCUUCUGCACCUUCAAACCAAGAAGAUUCGUCGUGUUUAUCCCACCAACAGGGUACAACUACAACCCCUUCGACUUUCUCAGUUGAGACACGAAUUUGUCCAGCAAGGGAUGGUAUAGCUGUGUCUUUAUGUUUGGUAGAAAGCAGCAGUAGUUCCAGACACAGUGAGAUGGAUUUAACUCAGCCUGGGAUGCGACCGGUUGGUUGGGUAUCUCCAAACACAUGGGACAGCAGAAGAAAGAGCAGUUUUGCCUGCGAUCGUGAUGACCUACUGGACCUAACCAAAGAAACUCAAGGAUACUCAAGGACAUGGACUCAAUCUUCAGACCGAGCAGGUACCUCAAGUUCUAAUGGUGCUGUCCGGGACCGUACAGCUUCUGUACGUACUGUAAGGUUUGCAGAGGAACCCUGUGCCCCAUGCAUGCAGAAGAAACACGGACAAGGAACCAAAGUUCAUGUGUGUCGGUAUAGAAAGUCCUACAUAGAGGCACAGGAGAAACCCAUUAACCCCAAAGAAAGACCUGAACUUCCUCUUCAUCUUCCUGAUUCUAGAACCCUUAAUAGACCUGCUCUGGAAACUGGUUGUGACUCCUUGGAGAAAUGUCAGCAAAGCAACAGCAUUGGUGACUGCUCGAGUGGAGGGUAUAUGCAAUGGAUCCAGAACAUUUCUCAGGAAAGGACAGAUAGCCGUAAAGGAAAACUCAGUUUUAUUCCACCUGUGGUUGAGACUUCCGAAAAAUGUCACAUUGUUGUCCAAGGACAAACAAACGAUAUAGAUAGAAACAGCUACAUAGAAAUGAACCCAAGGCUUCAUGUGGUGCCAGGGAAGAAGACCACAGCUUUUAGACUUGUGUCUCCGAAGAUUAACAGAAGACUACAGAAGCAAGAUGGCCCUAAGGACCCGAAAACUCUGCCCCCUGCUGUUACUGGACCACAGAUAAAUAUUUUAGACACCUCAGCCACAACUAAGUUAAACACACAAACUGAAACAGAGAUGCAACAAUCCAGAUCUUCUACACCUCCUUCAUUUAAAGCAGAUGGCCUCUUUCACUCAGGAAUGUGUCUAACAGGUGGUCAGGAUCGGUCAUGCAGGGCAGUUCUGGAGAUUUAUGGAGAUCAUCAGGUCUGGGGUUCUGCUCUGAUUUCCAGCCAGGAGCUCUGCAAACUACUACUGUAUCUCCAUACCAUCACCAGGAAAGAUAUAAAAGAUCUUGGGUUGACGGUUGUGCUUGAUGCACGGAAGAAGCCGGUUCACCCAGAGUUCACCAAAGCUCUCCUGAUGGUGCAGGAACACAACCCUCACAUUGUGCACUGGGCCCUAAUGCUGGUUAAUAAGGACAGCAGCUACAGUCAUGAGAAAAGGCCUGGUAUAACGAUGGAAAUUGUGACCUCAUUCAAAGCUCUUUAUAAAAUAGUGGACGCCAGUCAACUGACUGCAGCCCUACAGGGGUCAUUACCUUACGAUCAUGCUGACUGGCUACAAAUCCAUCAGAAACUCUAUCCGUUUGUAUCAGACCUGCAAGACGCUUCAGCCCUGCUAUCAGGAGCUAUAAGGAAACUGGAAGGUGUUCAUAAAAUCGACACAGUGCAGGAUGUCCAGCAGUGCAUUAUAGAACAGAAAGCCCUGAUGAAGGAUGUGCUGGAAGACACCGGAUUGGUGGCCUUGCAAAGAGGAGGUGGAGCCAUGUUGGCGAGGCUGAGACAGGAAACUGAUGUGAGGUCACAGCAUUGUGAGCAGAGCCGCGAGGUGAUAGAUACAGUGACUGAUGUGUACCAUGCACUAGAGGAGCAAGUACAUGUGCUGGCCAGGAAGUCCAACAUGUCUUUGCAGCACCUGGACUUCCUGUUACAGCUCAGAGAAAUGGAGUCCAGAUUCACCGAGAUUAAAGAAUGGUUUGACACAGAAGGAGAGAGGCAGCUCCAGCAGGCUGAAUCUGUGGAUGACACCAGUGAAAGAAUCCAGCAAACACUGCAGAGCUUCAAAGCUUUUCUUGCAGAAGCAAAUGAGCGAAAGCAUCAGGCAAUGAUGUUGGUGUCAGAAGCAGAGAGUAUGCAGGGGCCGAACUAUCCCGAGACAGAAGUGUUUUACAGAAUGGUGUCCAUCUUUAAAUCCAGUCUGAGUGACUUCCUGUUGCGAGCAGAACGGUGCUGUGAGGAUCUCGGGACUAUGGUGUACAUCUGCCACUUUUGUGAAAGGGCUUCAGCUGUGGCCAGUGACUGCAGACAGUUUUUGGAACAGGACCAGUUUUGUUGCUCCCUGGAUCAAGAGAGUUGGCUGUGGCUCCAAGCUUACCUGCAGAGAUUAGAUGAGUUUUCAUCUGAGCACUUCCAGGAUGUGAGAGCACAGGCAUGUUCUCUGUCCAACUCCAGGGUGCUGCAGGUCUGGAACGCCGCCUGGCUGCACUAUCAGGAGGUCAGACAACAUCUGAAGGAGAAACUGAUGUUCCUAGAAGAAGCUCUGCAGGUUUCCCUUACAGUCACACCUGUUGGACAUCAUUCUGAUUGGUUGGAGAUGAUUCCAGGUGAGGAGACAGUGCCUGGGAGCGAAUUAGCAGAACCUGUACAACAUGAGCAGGACCUACCAGUGUUUGUUUCUGAGCAGUCGGAGAGCAGGGCAAGUCAAGCGAGAGAUAGUAUCCACGGUACUGUGAGCUGCUUCAACUUCAGGUCGGACCACAAAAGCAGGAGAACGUCCAAAACUUCACACAAGGCGAAGGAAACUCUAGCAGAAUGCACCAAGAAAGGCAAACAUGUUGUUAGAAAAGAAGCCCAUGACCAGAAACCCAUCGAGGGGCCGGGUACCGUUGGCUGUCAGUGGUUACCAUGGCAACAUGCAGGAAGCAAAAAUAUCAGCAAGGGCUACAGCGGUUCUGAACAUGAGAUCACGGAACCAACCUUCUCGCAGAACCAGCAUCAGGUCGCCCAGCAGUACCAGAACUCUCGAAUUGCCAGCUUUUGCUCUGAGAUGCCCCACGGUGAGAUGGAGGGCGCUAGAGAUGUCACUCUGUUUGGAGAAUGUUGGAGAACUGAUGGAGAAAAGGCUGCAUCCACCCCUGAGAGCCCAAGCAGAACUAUGAAGCUUCAUCGUAUCAUGGAGGAGCUCUUGAUGACGGAGGUGGAGUAUGUGCGCUCUCUGGCCUACAUCCUGACUCACUACUUCCCCCUGCUGGCCAGAGCUGACGUGCCUCAGGAUCUGCGCGGUCAGCGCGGGCGGAUCUUUGGUAACCUGGAGAAACUGUAUGACUUUCACGGGCAACACUUCCAGCGAGAACUAGAGUCGUGUCGGGCAGAGCCGCUGAGAGUCGGGCGCUGUUUCCUAAAACACAGAGAGAGUUUUGGACUCUACGCCCUUUACAGCAAGAACAAACCCCAGUCAGAUGCCCUCAUCCAACAUCAUAAAUACUUCAAGCGUAAGCAGAUGGAGUUGGGUGAUAGUAUGGAUUUGUCCUCCUACCUGUUGAAGCCUGUCCAGAGGAUCAGUAAAUACAGUCUGCUGCUACAGGAGAUUCUGGAAGACUGUGUGCCGGAUCAGAGCGGAGAUCGAGAGGAGAUCCAGACCGCUUUAGAGGUUGUCCGAUUUCAGCUACGACAUGGGAAUGACCUGCUCACCAUGGAUGCCAUCCGGGACUGUGAUCUAAACCUGAACGAGCAGGGCCAGCUUAUACGUCAAGAUGAGUUUUGCAUUAUUUUCCGUAAGAAACGGUCGCUGCGGCGAGUGUUUCUCUUUCAAGAUGUCAUCCUUUUCACCAAGACUAAAAAAAACGACCGUGAAGAUGAUGUGUACGUUUACAAACUGUCUAUCAAGACUUGUGAGAUUGGAAUGACCCACUCCAGCGGCCAGAGCGGUCUGUGUUUUGAGAUCUGGUUUAGAAGGAGACGAUCUCAGGACACCUACAUCUUACAGGCAGAGACACGUGACGUCAAGGAGGCCUGGACCAGAGACCUGGAACAAAUAUUGUGGGAACAAGCGCUGAAGAGCAGAGAAUUGAGAAGACAAGAGAGAUUGUUUAUGGGAAUGGGUUGGAAACCUUUUGUAGACAUCCAGCCCAGUAACACAGCCAUCAAUGAAAACGCUGUGAAUGGUGACAAUACAGUAAGAGAACAUGUAGGAUUACUGAAAACGCCAAAUCCCCUUGUGUCUGGCCUUCAAAGAGGCGUGGUAUUGCCAAGGCCAGAUUCGACUGGCUCUGGCAGCAGUACGUCAACCGCAGGCAGCCACUCGUCAUCCUCGUCUGGGCGAGGCUCCAUGUCACCCAGCACUUACCUUGGAAAAUACGCAGAUAUUACAGAGUUGUCUGCAGAGAACGCAGCUCUAUUUAGCUGUGUGGAUCCUAAUUGCCCCACAGGAAGGAGAGCAUCUGUAUCUUCAUUGGUUCUCUCCAGACCUUCAGUUCCUGCAGUGUGUCAAACAUCUCCAGCUCAUGUUCUGCAGUACAGCUCACCUGCUCUCUCCAGAAAAAAGCUCUCACCAGGGUUCAGUCCACAAAGUGAUGCUCGCAGCCCUCUCAAGCAGUGUCAGUUUCAAGAGCCAAUUCGAUCAAAAGCAUCAACAGAAGUUUAGAUUUGAUUCAGUUCAUUGAUGUCAGAUCAGGUCCUUUUGUCAAACCAAAGCUGCCAUCAGGAAUCCCAAGACAGAUGUUAACAUUUUGAUCCACUUGCUCCUGAACAGGCCUGCUCAGACAAGAAAUCAGAUUUUAUUGCGAAGAAAAACAAAUUCAAGAAAGAAGAGGAAAUAUUGCUGAACUACUCAUCCAUUGUUUGGCUUGAUGCAAAUUCCGCUCACAGUGACAGGCACACAAACACUGUUUUAUUCCCAGACUUCAGUCUUGACCACAAGGAUAUCAAGGCAACAUGACUAUCAAGGACUAUGGACCAGGUGUUCACUUCCUGUCCGUGUACACCACUUUAGAUGACAAAUCUGAGGAACUAUCUGGACAUUUCCUUUUCAGUGGCUGGCGGUGGUGGAAAAUGAACAGAAAAAUGUCUGUUAAGGCUUUGAAUUGUAAGAUUAUUUUGCAUUAUGAUGAUACAGGUUAAUGGAGACAAAUGAACUGUUCAUACAGACGAUGUAUUUUGAAGCCAAAUUACUUGAGAUGCAGAAUGUCCAGGUGACAUUAAUUAAAAGCCAAAUAUCUAAUGAAGGUAUUCUUGCUUUUAUCCGCUGUUGUUUGUACAUUUAACUAGCUGCAAUUCAAAUACUUUGUAGGUUUCAGGAAAUUAAUGCAGAAUGUCUAUACAUAAUAUAAACGCAACUGCUGGAAAAUGUCAUUUUUAUAAUAACUUUAUAUUUUGACUAUGCAAGGGUUUUAUAUAGCAUGUAAUUGAUUGUUAAUGUACUGUAAUAUAGGACUACUGCAUGCCAGUUCCCCACUAAAAGGAGAGAGAGAUCAAAUGGUAUUUUACCAUUUAAAAGAUGUAUGGUAAAUAAAAUGUAAUAAUAACUUACUGUUGUGUGUGUAUCAGUCC